UUUCCCCCAGCCGGACCCCCACAACCCUCCCCACGCCGCCGCCGCCGCCUCCACCAGCGCCGGCGGCGGCGGCAACCCCUCGCCCCGACCCACGAGGAUUCGGUCCUCUCCCGCGCCUCCCACCUCGCCCGCCCCGAGGUCCUGCGGCGCCGGUCCCGCCGCCUCAAGCAGCUCUCCAGAUGCUACCGGGACCACUACUGGGCGCUCAUGGAGGAGCUCAAGGUCCAGUACCGGGAUUACUACUGGAAGUACGGGAUGAGCCCCUUCAAGGAAGAGAGCCAGCGGAUGGAGGUGGACGGGUCGGCGGAGCCGGACGGGCCGAACGGGGAGGGUAUCGGGGAGAACGUCGGGAGCAGCGUCGUCCUGAGUAGGAGCGAGUUCGAGGCCAAGGGCAACAAUAAGGGGUGCUCGUUCCAAGGGUGUAAGUUGAAGGCCAUGGCGCUGACGAGCUUUUGCCAUUUGCACAUAUUGUCUGAUCCGAGGCAGAAGCUCUACAAGGCUUGCAGCUAUGUCAUCAAAAGUGCUCCGGCGGGAUCAAUAACAUGUGGGAAGCCAAUAAUGAGAUCCACCGUUCCUUCUCUUUGUAGUGUCCACUUCCAGAAAGCUCAAAAGCAUGUCACCCGGGCCUUGAAGAAGGCAGGGCUUAAUGUUACUUCAUCAAGUAAACUUGCUCCAAAAUUCCAUGUUAUAGUGGCAGAAUAUGUGCGGCAAAUUCAAGCCAAAAGAAGGGCUGCACAGAGGGCCAAAACUAGUGAAGCUGUUGUGGUUAAGGAAGAAACCAUGAACUGAGUCCCUAUUGCCAGUAACUGCAAAUCAGAAAUUGUUGCAUGAGUGGAAGUGUUGUAGCUGCAAAACAAAUCUGAGGUAAGAUGGUGCAAAGUAGAUAUUUCGACACUGUACAGACUUGAGAGUUAUUUAGGUCCUUAUUUGUGCCUGCAUACUCAAAAGACUGGUUCUGUUGUGUAUGUUCUGUUAUCAAUUUUUUAUUUUCGAACUCGGUUGCUGGAAUAGGAAAUGCGGCCGUCAUGUGUAUCCAAAUUUGCUUUACACAGCUGGAACAAAGAGUACAAAGAGAGCGUGUGUUGAAGGAGAAUACGUCUUUUCCUGUUUCUUCUUAUUUUUAGAUUGUAGCUAUGUCAUCAUCCACUGUAGUCACUCAUGCACGUGACAUUUGGGACCUGGACCUCACUAAGAAAGAGAUAGCCUGAUUACUCCCUCA
This is a messenger RNA of Eucalyptus grandis, 1219 nucleotides long. Its product is annotated as INO80 complex subunit D. Lineage: Eukaryota; Viridiplantae; Streptophyta; Magnoliopsida; Myrtales; Myrtaceae. The annotation marks the transcript as partial. Gene Ontology annotation, cellular component: NSL complex. The record is from RefSeq and is a predicted model, not a curated record. The transcript is spliced from 2 exons.